AAACAAACGGCCUUGGGCCGUGCAUAUAAAAUGCGCCAGCAGAGUGGAAUUUCGUUACACCUACUGGUGAAAUUGCAUGGAGAAUACGGUGUAAAUAGAAGAGAUGUCAAGUUUCGGAACUGAAUUUGCAGAAAUAUGGCCGUCGGCCGACUUUCAACCAGAGUUUAGCCCAUUUGGCAAGCGUCUGCUACAAAAGUGUACAACCAUAAAAAAGCCCCAAACAACUGCGGAUGUGCCGGCGUUUAUCAAGAAAUCUGCAGAGUUUCCGCUGCCGUUUGGCAUAAACACAUGCCGAGUCGUGAGUCAGCCACGCUCUCGACACGCAUCCAUUGGUCAGCAGAUUGCGUCAGCCUAUCCCAUCAUACACGAGCGGACCUUGACGCUCUACCUGCAGUUCUUGGAACACAAAGCCCAGUGGGGUAAUGAAAUCGAGAAAGAGAUUUACUCAGACCUGUCCCUUUGCGAUUUCGUGCAGCGCUUGCUGGCCAAGCGCUGUGUUAGCUUCUUUGCCCGCAACGACAAAUUUCUGCUACUGUCCGGCGAGCGCGGGGCCAGCGGGUUUGAGCCCAUCGGCACUACGGCUGAGGUGGCGCCGCUGCUGCUGCGGAAUGUGCUCAGCUAUGAUGAGAUAAAGCUAUCCGCUCUGCUGUCCGUCUCGUCGCACACGGAGUUCAUCAACGAUGGCGCGCGCAGCAAUUGCGGUGUUGUGGAGCGCAAUAGAAGAGCCAUUGAGGUGGAUGGUGUUAUAAUGGGUCUGAUUGGAGCACGUCUGUCGCGCCGGAAUCUGAUGGAGUUCCAGGACAUUGUUAUAGCGCGUACGCAGAAUACCAAGGAACAUGGUUAUGGCCAAGCUAUCGACGCAUCCGCAAAUACACGCGCAGCCGACUAUCGACGUUUGUGGAAACGCUUCUAUGGUACCCGCGACUAUCUGCAUGGCGAGGUGGCCAUUAAUGAGAAGCGUUUCGGCGUUUCGGGCAACAAGCAGGACGUGUUUGACAAUCUGGUGAUGAAGCGUCGCUACGCAAUCGCCUUCGACAUGCUCCUGCUUGAGGCGGAGGCCCGUGCUCGAUUUGCUGACAAGUCGGCCUAUAUACAUGUCGUGGGUUUUGGGUUGGGAGUAUGGCGCGUGGCGCCGCAACAGGAGCGCAUAUUUUUGGAGACAUUCGAGCAGCGUCUGCGGGAAUUGGCGCCACAACUAACCCACAUAGGCGUCGUGCACUUCUCGUGGUUCACGCUCAGUCGCUGGCAGGGACUGCACAAUGGCGCCGUUAUCGAGUGCUCAACACAUCCACAAAAUGGUAUACGAGUGCUAAUCUCCAAGAGGAAUCCAGCUGCAAAACUAUCAGCCCCAGAGCAUGAGAACAUGUUACUGUUUGUGUCGUACGCCUGGGAUGGGAAUGCAUUGCCGGGCAAUGAGUUCUGGAUGAAAAUGCUGAAAUCAACCGGAGACUCGUCCACAGCCUGCAGCACGCUAAUCAGCGAACUGCACAAUCCGCACAUAAAUACGGAAUACUGUAAUGGUUGGAAUUUGCAUGUCGCCUCGCCACGACACGGCGUAUUACACAUAGCGGAAUAUGUGAAAGGGGUGUUGUAGUGCCAGUUGCGCUGUAGAUAAAACGGGGAUUUACAUUCGUCCUCCAUCAAUUGUUAUAUUUAUGACGCUAUUGUAAUGCACUAUUAUACUGUAAUAAACUAAAACAUUUUCCUA
Molecule: messenger RNA, 1708 nt
Organism: Scaptodrosophila lebanonensis
Lineage: Eukaryota; Metazoa; Arthropoda; Insecta; Diptera; Drosophilidae
Exons: 4
Coding region: 104-1594 (496 amino acids)
Source: RefSeq, a predicted model, not a curated record